Molecule: messenger RNA, 3381 nt
Organism: Fusarium redolens
Lineage: Eukaryota; Fungi; Ascomycota; Sordariomycetes; Hypocreales; Nectriaceae
Exons: 5
Coding region: 1-3381 (1126 amino acids)
Molecular function (GO): metal ion binding
Source: RefSeq, a predicted model, not a curated record
AUGAGUCGUUACGUGUAUGGCCAUGGUGCGCCCCAUGGCUACCAAACCUCGCAGCCGUACGUGUACCCAGCGAAUGAAUCGUAUACCAAUCCUGCUCUUCAUCAUCACGACGCAGCUGGGAGUCAACCGGCUUAUGGUCAGGGAGUCGCGGAAGCGUAUGAGUAUAAUCAGACAGCCAUUCCAGGUUUAGGAAUGAGAUUUUCGCAUGACACUACGAACUGGCAACCAGCAUUACCUCAGAAAAUCCCCGAUACUCAAACAGACUCGGCCAGUGCCAUGGCAAAGGAUGUGACGACAAAACCCGAUGAUAACGACACAUCAAGCCAUUCAAUAACAUAUAACUUGCGGCCGACUAUUGCAAUGGAUGUGGAUACAAUGGAGGAAGGUGAACUCAGUGAAGGCGAACUCGAAGACAUCUAUGAGCCCAACGGGAUAGAUGGUGCCGAUGCCGACAAUCAUGACUCCCAUCCGUCAAAUUCAACAGCUGUCAUGCAUCACGCGACCGAGAACCUGCAAAACAACCACGAUGUCGAGAAACGAGCCUUGAACUCAAAGCAACUCGGUCGCGAACGUUCCGGCUCAUACUCGCCGUAUCUUUCCCCCCGUGAGAUAGAAUCCGACGGUUCAGAAAAGGGUGGGUCGAAUUCACGUAACCUACGCGGUGCCAAUGACCCUACAACGACAGAGUCGGCAGUAGUCAUGAAGAGCACAAAUGCUAAUGGCGACAAAUACAGCUCAACACCGAGGACUGACGCAAGGCACAUGGAUGCAAUUAUCUCAGAAUCUAAGAAAAGGGCUGAAGAGGCGAUUCUGCACCUCUGGCCACUCAACGUUCGAUAUCACAACUAUAUCGAAGAAGGAAUUGAUCGGGCACUGCUGGAUGAGCUUUUUGAGGAGAUGGGCCUUGACUUGGAAGCCACUACCACAAACCAAGAGGAACCAAAGGGUCCCUCGAUAUCAAAAGUUGCUCAAGUACCAAGUAAUACCCUUGGCCCAGAGAGUCCUUCCAUAAUAGCAAGCACGGCCACCAGUAGGCCUAAGGGCGUGGAGCAGAUGAAAGACAAGUCUGAAGAACGAAAGGACCGUAUAGCCCGUUUAUUGGCUGCCAAAGGUUCCAAAACAACAGUGGGAGACACUGAUAACGCUAAGUCUGCAUCACCGAUGUCCUUGUUGCCAGGCAAUACGAAAACAGACAAGACUAAGAGUCAAUCGGAGAAGUCAAAGCUGAUCCAACAAAAGAUGGAGGCAUUGAUAAAAGCACGGGAGGCGAACGCGAAGGCGGCGUCCCAAGCUCAUACACCCUCAGAACCUCACCUACCUCUGCCAGUAACUGAAAUUAGCAGGUCGCAAAGUCUUGCGCGUGCUGAUUCCGUGAAUAUCGACGAGCAGCCCGAAGUCAAUGUUGAAACUGCGGAUCCAGCAACGGCACCUUCGAUUCCUGGGUUAUUCCUGUCAUCAAACGCACCCUCUCCUGUUCCUCACCAGCGCAAACGACCUGUUGCAGCGGACUUGAACGAGAAUUCCACGGACAUGUCUCAUAAGCGCCCGUUUGGCCAGACUCGAGAGUCUCGUCCAUUCUUAAUCGAUGUGAGCGACGAUGAAGACGACGCUGAGAUGGAAAUUGAUUCUCCUGAGUUGCGCCCUUCCUCAAUACAGCGGCCUAUGACUCCUGGCUCAAGAACAACAUCUUUCCGUGAUCAUCCGGCUCUGCCAGACAGUGCGUCUUGUCGCGCUGCAUCUAGCCCGAAGACUGCAGGGACUCCCACCACAAGUGCCAAUGGCAUGUAUGAUCUUGAGAGUAUGAACAAAAAGAUUGAGGAUAUGAAGCGAAAAAUUGCCGAGGCCGAGGCUCGUAAGAAGGCAAAACAGUCCGGCAACAAUUCACCUUUGCCUCGGUCUGGAUCACCUUCAAAGGAGGGCAGUGUGGACAUUCCGGUCCCGCCAGCUCCUGCUGUAAGGCGUGCUGUAUCGACAAAUACCGAAGUGGCUCAAGGUAGCCCUGCGUCAACUGUGCAUCAUUCUCCACAUGCUAUUGCCAAGUUGCCGAAAGCGAGAGACCAGCCUGUGAUAGCAAGACCCUCGCUGCGUGCUCGAGUUGCUAGCGAACGCCUGCCUAUUCUUGAAGCUCGGCGAAGGGAACAGGCCGAGCAACUCAAGCAACUAUAUUCCGAAGCCGCUAGACUUGAGAAGGAGAUUCAGAACAGCUUGGCUGAAGAAGAGAGAUUGAAGGAAGAUGUUGCACAAGAUGAGUUGAACCCAUCAACGCCAAAUGAGUCUGAGUUGGAGAGUUUCCAGAGGGUCAGCUUAGAUAUGGUGACAAAUGUUCAGGGGUCCUCUCAAGAGACAAACCCAAAAGAAGCAUUGACUGAACUUGCAGAGAACGAAAACAUGAAUAUCCCUUGCGAUGAAGCCGAACCAGACGCAUCGAUGGAUGAAUCCUCGAGCAUCGAGUCGACUGUUAACCAGGAUACGAUGAACGAGCCUCCUCAAGGUGAACUUCGAGAGCUUGAGAAACAUAAGGAGGAGACUACUGUACCCUAUAGCCUCCCUGCAUUAGCGACAGGAUCCUCCAUCACACACGAUACAGCCAACGUAUCUGGUGAUCCUGCAAUGAAUGGAACUGAAGAGGCUGAAGAAGAUGUGGCAAUGGAAGAGGCCGAUACUUCGAGCGGGGAGGAGGAUUCCGAUGACUACGAGCCAACGCAUGUCGGCGUUCCUCUACCAGAUCCAAAGUCCCCUGUUUCCUGGCAUACUUCGCCUUCUCAUGCACCACUCGAUCAUGGAGUGUUAGAAACAAGCGAUACUGAUAUACAGGGCAUGGCAAUGACAACUCCAAUCACUCAACCAAUCUCAACGGGCGAUGGAGACACAGAAUCUGAAUCUCAUCGAGAACUAACUACUUUACAGGGUGAGGUCCUAAAGGCACCGCAAGUUGGUGAGAAAAUCGACAAAACCACAUUCGUCCCGUAUGAGACGCCUCUUCAAUACUUCAGGGCUUAUCGCUUUCAUCCUCAGUACAGCGGUUCGGUGGCAGGAGGGUUGCGCUCUUUGACCUACAGCAAUAAGAUCGACGUAACAAGGGAAGUAUGCCCUGACCAGCUCAUUGAAGGAGUUUGCCCCAGAGGCAGCGAGUGCCAAUUCCAGCAUUUCGAAAACAUGCAGGUUCCGGAUGAUCAAAUUCUCCUUCAACUUGGUGCCUAUGGCAACUGCGAGGCAGAACAACAUGAUCAGUACGUUGACGGACUCCGCGAAUUGCUUACAGACUUUCGCAAACGCAAGGUGAAGGACUUCGAAUCCAUCAGCAACGGCAUUAUCGAGUAUCGCGCGAAGUUCCUCGGCGACAAAACGAAGGUCCUGCCUUUGGGUGCUGUCACCCUUUGA